CGUAAUGAGUUAAAGACUCCCCGGCCUCGGAUGUUACCUCCCCUGUCUGUCCUGGGGGUGGAGUUCUGAAAAAGCAGCCUUUCAUUAUCUCCAGAUAUCUCCUGGUCUCCGGGAGAAGGAAGCUUUUUGUGUCCGUCCGCGUCUAACUCUUCCUGGGAGGAGAGGCUACGAAGGCUGAGUCACUGUUCUUAUCUGUGGGUUCUUCAGGUUCAGGGAGCAGCAACAGCGAGAAUGCAUCUGGAAAGCUGAGCUCCGCACGCGGCCCGCGGGACUCUCCUGAGCUGCGGCUGUGCCUGACACACCUCCCCGGGACUCCCUAGGACCUUGGAGGAUGAAUUCUCUGGCGUGAGGCUGCAGAAGUUGGAACAGCAGCGACAGCUAUUUGAGAAGAAGCAGCGCAGGAAACGCCAGGAGCCCCUCAUGGUUCAGGCCAAUCCUGAUGCUUCCCUGAGGCACCGGCGACCCAGGCGUGGGGAGGAGCGCUUCCAGAGUGACAGCAGCUGGGGCCUUGGUGUUGGGAGCCCUUUCCUCCAGGAGAACGUACCACAGGCGCAUCUGCCCUCCGGGGCGCACAGUGCCCUUGUCACCAUGAGCUACGUCGGAGAUGGGAGUGGCGAGCGGGCCCCCCUACUGUCACCCAGAGGAGCAGUAUACACUCGGGGCAACGGCCCCGCGGUCCGCCAUCUAUGCUGGCUCCCAGACAGCUCCGAUUCAGAUGUGGAGGAAGUAACCAUGGAGGACAUCCCGGUCAUCUCCCGACCUCCCAAGAUGCAUCUGGCAAACCGACGCAGGGGCUGGUUAGCCUCCCCAGGACCCGGGAUCAGUGAAGAGGAAGAGGUUGAAUCCAAGGAUGCCAGAGUCGAAGACAAGACACCUAGCCCAGACCCAGACCCAGACCCAGACCCAGAUCCAGACCCAGACCCAGACCCUACCGUCAACUCUGAUAGCGUCCACGAAGACUUAGCACCCUGCCAGAUGGAAGAAAACACAACCACAGAGGAUACAGAAACAGCCUCUGGCAUCGGGGAUGAAGACCCGGAGAAGAAAGAGGCCACAGAGUCUACAGAGACAACCAACGCCCCAGUGGCAGCCACGGUUUUACAAGGCGAUGGUGACACCAGCAACCACAACGCCUGGAACAUGGCCUGCCCCCCGCCUCGCACUCCAGGCCCGCGGCUCGGGGAGGACAUGGAGGCAUACGUAUUGCUCCCUGCACCCCGAGACCACAUGGUGCAGUGCCGCAUCGUCCGAAACAAGCAUGGCAUGGACAAGGGCAUGUUCCCUUCCUACUACCUCUACCUGGAGGCAGAGGAUGGUGUAGCACAUUUCCUUCUGGCUGGGCGGAAAAGGAAAAGAAGCAAAACUUCAAAUUAUCUCAUCUCCCUGGACCCCAAAGACAUGUCUCGCAAUGGGAACAACUUUGUAGGCAAAGUUAGAUCCAAUGUCUUGGGCACGAAAUUCACCAUCUUUGAUAAUGGGGUGAACCCUGAGCGGAGCUACUGGAUUCCAGACAGUGCCCGGAUCAGAGAGGAGCUGGGAGUUGUAUGCUACGAGACCAAUGUCUUGGGAUUCAGGGGGCCUCGGAAAAUGACAGUGAUCCUUCCAGGAAUGGAUAGCCGGAAGCAGAGGAUGAAAGUCCAGCCACAAAAUGAUCAGGAUUCGAUAUUGAGUCGUGUACAGAAGGGCGCUGGACAUGGGCUGCUCCUCCUACAGAACAAGGCCCCAUCGUGGAGCGACGAAAGCGGCGCAUACGUACUCAAUUUUCACGGUCGUGUCACGCGGGCUUCGGUCAAGAACUUCCAGAUAGUGCACCCGGAUGAACCGGACCACCUGGUGCUCCAGUUUGGCCGAGUGGCCCCAAACAUAUUCACGAUGGAUUUCCGAUAUCCUCUUUGCCCGCUCCAAGCCUUCGCCAUCUGCUUAUCCAGUUUCGAUGGGAAACUGGCGUGUGAGUAACUGAAUAAAAUACCAUCCCUCACCAACUCUGUUCUGUGCGUUUGGAGAAAGCUUCACGCCAUGCCUCCUCCUUUCUUUUUUAGUUUUUUGAUACUCAGUCUGGUCUCCAACAACUAUGUAGCAGAGGCUUGCCUUGACCAUCCGAUCCUCCUGCUUCUGCCUCUCAAGUACUGGGGUGACGCGCCUUUGUGCCUGCCUGGCCUUGUCUUUUAACAAUAAACCUUUUGAUUAAUUUU
Molecule: messenger RNA, 2192 nt
Organism: Apodemus sylvaticus (European woodmouse)
Lineage: Eukaryota; Metazoa; Chordata; Mammalia; Rodentia; Muridae
Gene: Tulp2
Product: TUB like protein 2
Exons: 12
Coding region: 421-1956 (511 amino acids)
Biological process (GO): protein localization to cilium
Cellular component (GO): cilium
Source: RefSeq, a predicted model, not a curated record